Messenger RNA from Brassica oleracea var. oleracea, 756 nucleotides. RefSeq lists its product as uncharacterized. NCBI's taxonomy places the organism in Eukaryota, Viridiplantae, Streptophyta, Magnoliopsida, Brassicales, Brassicaceae. The annotation marks the transcript as partial. The record is from RefSeq and is a predicted model, not a curated record. The transcript has 2 exons.
CGAUUUAGAAUGAACAAGUCAUUGUUCAUGCGUAUUGUUGAUCAACUUUCCAAUGAAGUUGAAUACUUCCGACAAAAGAAAGAUGCUCUCGGAAGGCUUAGUCUCUCUCCACUUCAGAAGUGUAUGGCAGCCAUUCGUGUCUUUUCCUAUGGUUCUGCGGCUGAUGUUGUUGACGAAUAUCUUCGACUCGGUGCAACGACAGUUCGGUUAUGUGUGGAACAUUUUUUAGAAGGAAUAAUAUAUUUAUUCGGCGAUGAGUACCUAAGAAGACCAACACCGACUGAUCUUCAACGUCUACUUUAUAUUGGUGAGCAUCGUGGCUUUCCCGGGAUGAUAGGGAGCAUCGAUUGUAUGCAUUGGGAGUGGAAGAAUUGUCCCACCGCUUGGAAAGGUACCUUAAAUGAUAUCAAUGUUCUUGAUCGCUCACCUGUUUUUGAUGACAUAAUAAAAGGUCAAGCUCUGCAAGUUACUUUCUCUGUCAAUGGAAGAGAGUAUCAUUUGGCUUACUAUCUCACCGAUGGUAUUUAUCCGAAAUGGACAACUUUUAUCCAAUCUAUUCCAAUACCACAAGGUCUGAAAGCGACUUUGUUUGCUCAACAUCAAGAAGCUGUCCGAAAAGAUGUCGAGCGUGCUUUUGGAGUCUUGCAAGCUCGAUUUGCCAUUGUUAAAAAUCCAGCACUUUUUUGGGAUAAAGCCAAAAUUGAGAGGAUUAUGAGAGCAUGUAUCAUACUCCAUAAUAUGAUAGUAGAAGACGAA